Messenger RNA from Phycodurus eques (leafy seadragon), 633 nucleotides. It is a transcript of the gene aanat2, whose product is annotated as arylalkylamine N-acetyltransferase 2. Gene Ontology annotation, biological process: circadian rhythm; response to light stimulus. Lineage: Eukaryota; Metazoa; Chordata; Actinopteri; Syngnathiformes; Syngnathidae. The coding region runs from base 4 to 633 and encodes 209 amino acids. The record is from RefSeq and is a predicted model, not a curated record. Gene Ontology annotation, cellular component: cytoplasm. Gene Ontology annotation, molecular function: aralkylamine N-acetyltransferase activity. The transcript has 3 exons.
ACGAUGACCCAGUACCUGAGCGGCUCCUCGCCCUUCCUCAAGCCGUUCUUCCUCAAGACGCCCGUCCAGGUGGUCGGGCCUCUGCGGAAGAGGCGACACACGCUGCCCGCCAGCGAGUUCAGGAACCUGACGCCUCAGGACGCCAUCAGCGUCUUCGAGAUCGAGAGGGAAGCUUUCAUCUCGGUGUCCGGCGAGUGCCCUCUGACCCUGGAAGAGGUGCUGCGCUUCGUGGGUCAGUGCCCUGAGCUCUCGCUGGGCUGGUUCGAGGAGGGCCAGCUGGUCGCCUUCAUCAUCGGCUCCGGCUGGGACAAAGAGAGGCUUUCGCAGGAGGCCAUGACCCUGCACGUGGCCAACACGUCGACGGUGCACAUCCACGUGCUGUCGGUGCACCGCCGCUGCCGUCAGCAGGGCAAGGGCUCCAUCCUGCUGUGGCGCUACCUGCAGUACCUGCGCUGCAUUCCGCGCCCCCGCCGGGCCCUGCUGGUCUGCGAGGGCUUCCUGGUGCCAUUCUACCUCAAGGCCGGCUUCAAGGAGAAAGGCCCGUCGGCCAUCAGCGUGUCCAACAUGCGCUUCCAGGAGAUGGAGUACCUCCUCGGCGGGCAGGCGUACGCCAGGCGGAACAGCGGCUGCUAG